CCCAAAAUAAAAAUAGUCUUUAGGGUUGAAAAGUAAAAACAAAACAUCUGCUGAAACGUGAAGUGCUGAUGAAUGAAGUGCUAGUUCCUCUCUCUGUAACUUUUGGUCGGCUAUAUAAGACACAGACGAGAUCUGACAGAUGUCAGAGAUACAUCGGCAGGCUACAGUGAGUGUCUCAGCUUUUCAUCGACCAUUUGAAGAAAAAGACGACGACGGCGACGGCGGAAGGUGAUCAUGAAGAUUUACCUACUGAUGCUGGCUGUUGUCAUUUCAUCAUCGGAGGGACAGUUAAGGGAUGAAGAACACUAUGAUAAUGAGGAUUAUGAUCUAUCAGAUGCAGAGAGCUUUGAAUGGGAUUUCCAAAAUGAAUCAACCACUCCAGUUCUGGUCAUUUCAAGUCUCACCAGAGGGCAAAGUGAUAAUAAUGUAACUCUACAUGUCGAAGAAGCGACGACGACCCAGAUGAUGAUCGGUGAUGACUCUACAAAUGAAGCUUCCCGCCAGACGCCGUCCUCGCCUUUUCUUAGUAACACAUCAGUAAAUGAGACAGAUCAACUACUGGAUAAUGGCAAAGAGAUCUCAUAUGGCUCUGGUGCUGACCGUAAUGACACAAAUUCAACAAAGGAAGACCCCGGCAGUGAAGGCUCACAGACUACAGCCCCCGUCAGUACAACGAUCUGGAGAAAGGAAAAUGGUGAUGUUCAUCCUGGGGUGAUAACUACGGCUUCUACUACAGAAGCCAGUUCCUCACCAAACCCAGUUUAUGUGAUCCUGUGUUUGAUCAUCCUGGUGAUCAUCGUUCUGUGCAUCAUCCUCUACUUACUCCGGAGAGUCUCAAGGUCAUACUCAUUCGACCUCCAGCGUCAUGUUCCACCCAACCGCCACAAUGAACCCACCGGCACCUUCGGACAGGUCUACCUGGACGACCUGGAUCUAUCAGACCCUAAAGAUGAAGUCAUCAGCGAUGACCUUUCAUCUGCUCCAGUCGUCAAUGGCACAACUCUUCAGCUGGAGGAUAAGAUUUCCAAAGGAGAGACCGCUCCGGAGGAAAAGCCCGAUGAAAAUGGCAUCGAGACUUCGCCAACCAGUAACACCAGUAGUCCACUGGGCGAUGAUCAAGCCGACAACCGAUCGACCAACAGCACCAAUCUGUUCUUCGACGCCAUCAUGGGAGAGGAGCAGCAGAACGAGAACAACAACAACAACCCGUCUGUUUGCUCCAGAGACCCGUUUGUUGAAAUAAACCUGGAGGAGCCGGCGUUGAGCGACCAGCUCCUCACUCUUCCAGAGGGGUCUUCUUCGCCGCUCUCCUUCUCUCCUUUCUCCUUCUCCUCAUCUUCGUCCUAGCACCUUCACUGAAGACUCGACCGGUGUUCGAGGACGCAGCGACUGCAUCAUGAAGAAAAUCUAAAGAAUUAUUGUGUAUUCUAUCCGAUCACGUUAAACAGUCUGACAGGGUAUUCUUUCUCCAGAUGAAGGGUGUCUCGCUGCAGCCAUCUUAUCCUAAGCUCUACAAAAACACUCCAUCAAAAAGUUAGCCUGAAUCCUCCGUUACAGCAGGCCAUGCAGUACAAAAUGUUUUGUGGGAUAAAAUAGCAUUUAUCAAAUUCUUCUGUUUUGAAAGAAUGAGCUGGGCCUGCUAUUGUCAAGAAUUAUUUCAAACAUAAACAAUAUGUUGCUAGCAAGCUAAUAAGAACCCACCUCCUGUAGUGUCAAUCUCUGGUGUUUCCUGUACAAAGUUAUGUUCAAGCGCACAAUCAGCUAGCUUUAAUCCAUUUUAAUCAGGAAACUCUCUCUCAAACAAAAGAUAUGUUGCUAGCAAGCUAAUGAGAACCUGCCCCCUGAAAUGUAAUUAUCUGGUGUGUCCUUCACCAAGUAAUCUCUUAAUGCACAACUAGAGAGCCACAGUUACUCUCCUAAUUUUGUCGUACAAACUAGCAAGCCCAACGACAAUUUUCUUUUAACUUAAGCUUCAGCGCUACGCUGCUAAAGCUAGCAGCUAGCGGUAGUCAUCACUCUUUCUCAAACAAAAAAUGUGUUUUAAACAAGCUAAUAUACAUCUUCUGAAGCCUAAAUUGCUUAAGCCUUAUGCUGCUAAAGCAAGAAGCUAGCCCUACACACAAUAUGUUUAUAGUAAGCGAAUAAAUCCACUGCCUAUUUACAAAAAACAUUUUUUAUUUCAAAACUAGAGCGCUAGUUUUAUCUACAGUAGGUUGGGUAGAAUCAGUUAUAUAUGAACCAGUUUCUCGCUCUCUUCAUCCGUUGGAUUGUUGACGAGGGGCGUCCAAAACGGCCGUGUGGGGGGUCGCCUUAAAACCGCCUACCUUCUCUGGUCCAAACAAAUCCAGAGCAUUCAGGAGCAGAAUCUAACAUAGCAUGUUUUCUUAAUGUCUGAUCAUAUAGUAAGGUCACUUUAUCAUUUCAUUCUGUAGAUAUCUGACAGAUUGGACCUUUAAUGACAUAUUUUUGGUUUUCUGCGUUUUGUUUUGAGUCAGCGUGACACCAGAGAGGCACACAUACUGAAAAUACGUUCUCUGCAUCAUGAACGAUAUUUGUAGAAUCCACAUGUUGGUGAGGUUACGAAUGUCUCCAUGUAAAAUAUCAGAAUGUGGUUGCUUUAUACGAUCAGUGUGUUUUUAAUUUGCAGUAAAUAAAUGUUUUGUAAAUAAUCUAGGCCUUCUGUCUUGUAAAAAAAAAGAAGUAAACAAACGAAUGAAAAUGCAGUUUUUAUACAUUAUUAACGUAGUGUUACUUCAUCAUGUAAUGCUUUGAUUAACACAGACCAAUAAAAGAGAUUACACAUGACAAA
This is a messenger RNA of Labrus mixtus (cuckoo wrasse), 2809 nucleotides long. RefSeq lists its product as uncharacterized. The record is from RefSeq and is a predicted model, not a curated record. NCBI's taxonomy places the organism in Eukaryota, Metazoa, Chordata, Actinopteri, Labriformes, Labridae. The transcript has 11 exons. The coding region runs from base 235 to 1347 and encodes 370 amino acids.